AUGAAAUUCAUCUCAAUACUAUUAUGUCUUUUGGCCUUUACAGCUGCUCUAAGGCUUGAUUUUAACCAUCAAAAUUGCACUUUAGACUUGCAAAAAUUAGGUGUAACAAAUAAUCCAGAAGAAACUACAUUAUCCAAAAAUUUCUUUACAGGAGAUGCUUAUGUAGUUGAAGAUAAUUUGAAAGUAUAUAUAAGAUAUCCAAAUGCUUAUUUCAUUAGUUCAGACUAUUUUGGUCUUGUUUAAGAAGAUGGAAGAACAGCACAAACCACUUGUCUUGAUCUUAAACUAUUGUAAUUCACUUCAAAUUCCUAUUGUAACCCUGUUUAAAUUACAGAUCUUCCCGUAAGAGGUCAUCCCUAUAUAAGUUGGUUUAGCUUUACUAUCUGGAGUUCUUAUUCAUUUUCUAUUCCAGUGUAACACAUAAGGAGAAGAUUAAUAAAAACUGCCUUUUGUGGACAAUCUAUUUACAAAGGCUAUUAUGCUAUUGCUUUUUAUGCUGCAGGUACCGUGAAGCCAUUUUUACAUUCUAUUUUGAAGUCUCAGUUACUGAGAUACUCCGUUUUUCUGAGUAUAGGUUUGAAGCCGUAUUCAAAUCAUUAACUUAAACGUCUACAGCACAUUGCACUCUUAGUGCUUGUUGCAAUGAAAAAGCUGAUACUGUUUUAAACUAGUGCACAGAUUUGACAUGCACGUCAUUUACCACUCCAGAUUUACAUUUCCAUGAUCAUUUUAUAUUAUAGUAAGUUGUGACUACUGCUG
Paramecium octaurelia is the source of this 759-nucleotide messenger RNA. Lineage: Eukaryota; Ciliophora; Oligohymenophorea; Peniculida; Parameciidae. The record is from the annotation of a GenBank genome assembly.